AUGUACAACCUCUGGCCACAUCACCUGCUGCUCGUCUCCUCUCUCAAUCUGGUCAUCUGCAACAUUGUCGGUUGGUCGCGUUCAACCGAACGCCUCCCUCUCGCCUCAUCCUCGUCUCUUCCUCAAACGCCGGCCGACUGUAGACACUUGCAUGUGCCUUUCUGGGAGGAUACCGCGUCCGGGCGCAUCCACAUUCAGCGCGCCAGAGCCAACCAACCGACGCGCAGACGGCGGCCAUGUUGCCCCGCCGAGAGACAAACAGCUCCACCCGCCCGCCCGCCCGCCCGACGGACCGGCGCGUUUAGGUCAGGCAUGCGGAAAAAGAAAAAGAGGACACAAAGCCGCAGUCGCGAUGAACCCCACCGUUUAUGUAUGUAUCCAGGCGAUGAUUGA
Messenger RNA from Protopolystoma xenopodis, 393 nucleotides. NCBI's taxonomy places the organism in Eukaryota, Metazoa, Platyhelminthes, Monogenea, Polystomatidea, Polystomatidae. The record is from the annotation of a GenBank genome assembly.